Messenger RNA from Penicillium longicatenatum, 1962 nucleotides. RefSeq lists its product as uncharacterized. NCBI's taxonomy places the organism in Eukaryota, Fungi, Ascomycota, Eurotiomycetes, Eurotiales, Aspergillaceae. Bases 1 to 1962 code for a protein of 653 amino acids. The record is from RefSeq and is a predicted model, not a curated record. The transcript is spliced from 4 exons.
AUGGUCUCCUCCAAAUCAUUUGGUCUAUCAGCUUUGCUGUCUCUUCUCUUAUCCCUUUCCACCAAUGCCAUCGCGACUAUCAGCCUCAAAGGUCAGACUAUCGAAUUCAAUGGCAAGACCUACUAUACCCCUCCAACAGCAGUAGCAACACUGAAGACCGCUGCUGGGAGCCAAGUGAGCAAUACCAAUGGCUUGCAACCUCUCACAGUGAUUCGGAGUGAUACGUUAAAGCUCACAAGCUCCAUCAUCGAGUCCUUGAUAGAAAAUUAUCAAUCUACAGACGAUGUCUUCAAUACUGGAUUCCUUGAAUAUAUCUACGUUGAGUACAAUGGUACCCACAAAAACCCAUCUGCCAGUGUAUCGACACCACCUUCUUGGAAAAAUAAAUUCCUUGGAUUUGCAUCUGCAUAUGAUUCCAAGGCGUCGAAGAAGCUCUCAUCAUCAAAGAGCUUGCCUGCGGGCCCUUAUUUCUUAAAUCCAUCCAGUGGAGAAGUCUUUGAGGCCUACCUGCUGUAUUCAGAUACGAUGGGCUCCUUUACCCAAGGAUUAAUUGCAGUUGGAGAUGGUGCAUACGAUGUCUUGUCAGCGAGCCUGCCGGGUUAUGCCUCGUUGACGAUCGGUGUUCCUUCGAGAUUGUAUUUCACGAAGACGGCCGAGAAGCCGUUGGCAGGUGUCCGUCUUGGAGUAAAAGAUCUUUACGAUAUCAAAGGCGUGAAAACUGGCUGUGGUAACCGUGCCUACUUCGACAUUUACCCAGAAGCCAACACCACAGGUCCUGCAAUCCAAUCCCUCAUUGAUGCAGGAGCCAUCAUCGUCGGAAAGAUGAAGACGAGUCAGUUCGCCAACGGUGAAACAGCCACAGAUGACUGGGUUGAUUACCACUCUCCCUUCAACGCGCGCGGAGACGGAUACCAAGACCCCAGCUCCUCUUCAUCCGGUCCCGGAUCCGGCAUCGGAGCAUACGAUUGGCUAGACUUAGCAAUCGGCAGUGAUACAGGAGGUUCAAUCCGAAACCCGGCACAGGUGAAUGGCUGUUUCGGUAACCGGCCUUCGUGGGAUCUAGUCUCCUUAGAUGAUGUCAUGCCCAUGUCUCCUCUCCUGGAUACUGCGGGUUUUUUGGCUAGAGAUGUAAAAGUGUGGAGGGCUGCCUCUGAGGUGAUGUACAAGGAUGCGGGCUUGAAGUCCUACACAAAGUAUCCGAAGACUAUCAAGACCAUUCAAUUCCCUACUAGCGCUUCGACGGCAGCGGAUACACUUUUACUUGAUUUUGUGGACAGUCUUUCAGCCUUUUUGGGCGGUGCUAAUGUUUCGACGUUCGAUUAUGAUGGACUGUGGGAGGCUACUAAGCCUUCAACAGUCUCUGCAGAUGAAAGUCUUGAGAGUCUGCUGAAUCUCACAUACCCUAUCCUUAUCUCGAAACAGCAGUAUUCGCUUGUUGCUGCUCCGCUGUACGAGAAAUAUGCAGCCGCAAAUGGAGGACGGAGACCAUUCAUUGAUCCAGUUCCUGUCUCCCGCUGGGCUUUUGGUCUUGAGUACCCAGAGUCGCAGCUGGAUGAGGAAAUCUUGCACAAGGACAUUUUCACUCGCUGGUGGAAUAGUACUGCCCAGGUGUUUGAUGAGGAGACCUGUGCGGAUAGCCUCAUCCUUUACGUUGGGACCGCCGCGACGCCAACUUAUCGCAAUGUUUAUCGGAGUCUGCCCGGGAUUCCCACUGGAUUUGCAUCCUCUCGUAUUGCGAACUUUGCUGGUGUCCCUGACAUGGUUGUUCCAAUUGGUCAAACACUAUACAACUCCACCAUCACCCUCAAGGAGGAAUAUUUGCCCGUGGCAGUGGACUUCAUCGCGCCUCACGGCUGCGAUCUUAUGAUUUUUAAUCUAGUAAAUGAGCUAGUAGAGGCAGGAAUUGUUAAGGAGCCCGUUGCUGGAUCGACAUUGUAUGGAGAUGGUGUGAUUUACUAUUGA